CGCGGCAGGAUGUCAGGUGCUGUCGCGCAUUCUCUCACUCGGUCAAGUCAAUCAGUCAGUCCGUCCUGCAUGUCAUGUCAGCCCUCGUCGGCCGCACUGCCCUGAGCGGCCUCGUCUUCGUCGCUGAAGGCGUCAGGGCAGUUGGCCUUGAGCAUGUCAAACGUCUCCGCGCACUUGUGGCGCAACACAUCAACCGCACGCUGCACUCGCUCAUCGACAGACAGAGAACAUAUGGCAUCACACACACACACACACAAAAGCCCGCAUUUAAAUAUGGGUGUAGCGUAGGCCUCGUCUCCCUCCUGGUCGAUGUGUGUGUCUGUGUGGUGUGUGUGUUUGCCUGCACACCUCGAAGAGCUGGUCUGCGGGGAUGCAGCCGGUCGACUCGAUGUUGACUGACUCACACACAUCACACGCACCCCACAGAGAGAGAGAGAGAGAUCACCAUUAAUGCUUGACAUUACAGAGUCGGUGGGUGAUUCCUUCUUCUCUGUCUGCUCACAGACUCACAGAUGAAGUGGUUUUUGAUUUUGUUGACUUGGACUCUGCCGGGGAACCUCUCCAUACACACCCGGCAGGUGGUGCACUGACGCACAUUCGUCACCACCGACUCAACACCCGUCGCUGCAGGCAGGAAGUGGACAGCCAGCACACACACACACACACACCCACACACCCACACACACAAAUGGCCGAUCUGUGAGUACAGCUCUCUCUGUGUGUGUGACCCACGUGUGUCUUCGAUGUCGAAGCAGUUCAUGGGGCAGAGGUCUUUGAGCUCCUGCGCCUCAGCGUCAACCAACGGGCCCUUCGGGAACACUGAUUACCCACCAUUGACAGACACCCACACAGGCAGACAGACAGACAAACAAACAAGUGCGUAGUGAUGCUCGUGUGUGCGAUGGACAGACACCAUCUCGCUGACUAACCGAGUUCCGGGAAGAGUCUGUAGACGGCUGUUGCAACAGGCGACCACUUGGCAUGGUCCUUACCCACGCCCUUCUCACAAUACGCCUCCAGCUCGAUCUCCUGCAGACACACACACUCGCACAUGGACACACCGAAGGCAUCCCUUCUCAUCCACCCCACCGUUCCACCCCACCCACUUUGGUGCCCCAUGCACCUGCCCAGCGCCGAGUUUGGUGAUGAGUAUGUCGGGGUAGACGGGAGCGGGCGGCGGAUACACCUCACCGUCGUAUAGCUCCACUGCCUGCUCAUCGGUGGCUCCUGCUGCUGACGCUGCUGACGCUGCCGCUGCUGCUGCAGGUGUGUGCCUGGAUGGUUGUGGCGGUGGGAACUUUUGCCUCUGCAGGUCGCUCAGGGGCUCGUAGACAAAAUCACGACUGUACACUGAAGAAAUGACAGACAGACAGACAGACAGACAGGGAGGGAGUGAACAGGGCAUUUGUGGAUGGAUGUCUUUGACAAAAGGGUUGGCUGGGUUCGGUUGUUUGUGAGUCUGACUGACUGACCGACCUGAUCUGACGCCCUGGUCGCACUUGACGUGCAGCUUGAACUUGACCGAAUUCUCAGCACUGUGCUCCUCAUUCUCUGACGCACACACAAAGAUAUAUGCCCACCCACAUGCAUGAAGCCGCACACACCACACCACAAACAGUUAGUUGUUCAUGUGCGUGAGUGAGUGAGCGUCUUUGCACCUCUUCGGUAUUCGAAGUGCUGCGGGUCCAGCCUGAUGGGAAUCAGACCCAGGCGAUGAACCAACACCUCAUCGCACAACACACCUGCACACCACCAGCACACCCACAAGCUCAGGCCACGAAAGCAUCGCCUCUCGAGAUCCCCUCCCUGUGCCGCGUGUGUGUGUCUGAACGCACCUGUGUUUUGGUAGACUUGUAUGGUGUGGAGAGCCAUGGUGGGCACCUCGGCAAUGAGGAUCCGCCUGAAUGCGUUGGCCAGGGCCGCGUCGAUGCCCCUCAUCUCGAACCGAACCAGCUCGUCGGUGCGGGUCAGCAUCCGCACCUCAAGCUCAUCCUUGAAGCCCUCCAGCGAAAAGGCAUCGUCAUGAUGCAUCGACGAAAAGGUGCCUGAACGGGAGGAGAGGAACAAACAGGAGUGCCAUGGUUGGACUGGACGGACGGACCAUCUUUUUAUGCAUGGUCUUGCAGUCAGUCAUUCUGACGGCCAGACAGACCUACCGGCGUAUUCAUAGCUUUCUGUGUAUCUGGGUCCCUCCACGCCGCAGAUGACCCGCGACUUGUGCUGCUGCAGGUGAGCAGGAAGGGGCCUCUCCUCAUCUUCAUCCAUCGAUGUCACUCAAUUGGGCACACCGCGCCAAGAUCAAGCCUGCUAGAGCUUCAGAAACACACGGAAAUGGUCAG
Messenger RNA from Vitrella brassicaformis, 2339 nucleotides. NCBI's taxonomy places the organism in Eukaryota, Vitrellaceae. The record is from the annotation of a GenBank genome assembly.